GCGUAACUCUGUCUCUAGGCCUCCAACAGCGAACGUCACCCAUCAUCCCCGAGUCUAUCUAUUAAAUCCCGGCGUUUCUCCAUGUCGGACUCUUACCAAGGCAGAGAACGACGGAUUGCCGUCCUAAUCUCUGGUUCAGGCUCCAAUCUUCAAGCCCUCAUUGAUGCUCAAAACACACCUGCGCUCCCAAACGCCAGGAUAGUUGCCGUAGUCUCAAAUCGCAAAGCCGCAUAUGGCCUGACCCGCGCCUUGCAAGCAAAUCCUCCGAUACCCACGGCUUAUCUCGGUUUGCAGCCAUACCUAAAGGCUGAUCCUAGCCGAACACGUCAAGACUACGAUCGCGAGAUUGCCAGGAUCGUCAUUAAUGAGAAGCCCGAUCUUGUCGUCCUCGCUGGCUGGAUGCAUAUAAUGAGCGAGGCUUUCCUAGACAUUGUCAGCGGCGAAAAACAGCUCGAAGGAGCGGAAAAGGUGACUAGGCCGAUCCCUGUCAUCAAUCUACAUCCUGCGUUGCCAGGUGCAUUUGACGGUGCCCACGCCAUCGAGCGGGUGUACGAAGCUUUUCAAAAGGGGGAAAUCACACAUUCCGGUGCUAUGGUUCAUCGCGUCAUCAAAGAAGUAGAUCGCGGGGCACCAGUGAUGGUCAAAGAAGUUGAAAUGAUUGCGGGCGAGCCUAUUGAAGCGUUUGAAGAACGCCUGCACAAAACGGAGUGGGAACUCAUCGUCCAAGCAACGGCGAAAGUGUUAGAUGAGAUUGCUGCGCUCGAGGGCCAGCACUCAUGAUAGCAGCAAGUCCAGAUUGUAAAUAUGACUCAUUGACGUUCAUUACUUCACAUGAUACAUAUUGAAAACUGUGAUACAUGGGUAUUCCAUGGAUACCGAUUGGACAGCAAAUGCAACGAGAACAACACGAACCAAAAGAAAACACGAUGCAAAGAUCCAACAUUGUCCAUAUACACACAGAGCGAAAUUGAUCCUGUCAAGUAUUCAUAUUCCUUGCAACCUGUCAUCAUAGUCCGUAAUCAUUUCCACUGAAGCUGUUGUUCCCACCCGUCAAUUGUCGGACCAAGAACAUACCCCGACCUUCUCCGCCAGCACUCCUCACGCCAGUCACAGACUUGGGACGAGGAUAUCGAGCCGCACCUGGACGAGGACCGUCAUGCAUCUUUGUGGGGCUCGAGGACAACUGUCGAGUGGGACUCAAUCCACCUCCAGUAAGCUGUCUCAGAAGCGCGGCGUCAGACCCUCCAAUGCCGGUGAACUGGGGAGCGAUGGUCGUAGUCCCAGUGUAUUGUGGCGCGACAACGGUACCACGACCGCCGGUGGCGGUAGGUACAAUGGGUGAAGGAAUAGGCGAUGCCUGGCGUUGUGAAGGGGGAAGUAGAAGCUACAAGGAAUACGUCAGAUGACAACCUUAUCAAAAAAUCGGACCAAUACUCACCAAACAUUCUCGACACCAAACGUGACCUUCAGCAUCAGUUUUCGCCGCACUGUCCAACUUCUUACCACAUCCAGGUUUGCCAUAUUCUUUGCGUCGACCCUUCGCAUCCUUCCCACCGCAGAUGAGACAUGCUGCGUGCCACCUUGAGCCUUGUGGUCCCGGAACAACUCCUCUCUCCAUGAGGGACACGGCUUGGUUACACUCAGGGCACGUAGAAUUACCACCAAAACGUGGAGGAGGGAAUGUGAAGGUCGCGGCUGUAGGAGGUGCUGUAGGAGGUGGCCGCUCGUAGCGGCUCGAGGAAGUAACAGAAGAAGUGACGUAUUUCGCGCUAGAAGUCUGUAUCGAGGUAAGGGGACGAGAAGAGAUACUGGCUGGUGUAGACGUAACAGUAGGAACCUUCCUGAGAGUGAUCUUCUCCGGGGGCGCACACUGAAUAUAGACAUAUCGUCAGUC
This is a messenger RNA of Somion occarium, 1894 nucleotides long. Lineage: Eukaryota; Fungi; Basidiomycota; Agaricomycetes; Polyporales; Cerrenaceae. The record is from the annotation of a GenBank genome assembly.